Molecule: messenger RNA, 1198 nt
Organism: Dipodomys ordii (Ord's kangaroo rat)
Lineage: Eukaryota; Metazoa; Chordata; Mammalia; Rodentia; Heteromyidae
Gene: Snrpa
Product: small nuclear ribonucleoprotein polypeptide A
Exons: 7
Coding region: 99-953 (284 amino acids)
Biological process (GO): mRNA splicing, via spliceosome
Cellular component (GO): U1 snRNP
Molecular function (GO): U1 snRNA binding
Source: RefSeq, a predicted model, not a curated record
GGCCAAGGAGGAAGCUCUGUGGUCCGGUCUGAGGGAACGUAGUUGAAGCUAUUUGGCGGAGCUGCCGCUUUUGUUGCUCUACCUCAGAUUCUCACAGAAUGGCAGUUCCUGAGACCCGCCCCAACCACACAAUUUAUAUCAACAACCUCAACGAGAAGAUCAAGAAAGAUGAACUGAAGAAGUCCCUGUAUGCCAUCUUCUCCCAGUUUGGCCAGAUUCUGGAUAUCCUGGUAUCACGGAGCCUGAAGAUGAGGGGUCAGGCUUUUGUCAUCUUCAAGGAAGUCAGCAGUGCCACCAAUGCCCUGCGCUCCAUGCAGGGUUUCCCCUUCUAUGACAAGCCCAUGCGCAUCCAGUAUGCCAAGACGGACUCGGAUAUCAUUGCCAAGAUGAAGGGGACCUUUGUGGAACGGGACCGCAAGCGGGAGAAGAGGAAGCCCAAAAGCCAGGAGACCCCAUCGGCCAAGAAGGCUGUGCAGGGUGGGGCCGCUGCCCCUGUAGUGGGAGCUGUACAGGGGCCUGUCCCGGGCAUGGGCAUGCCGCCGAUGACUCAAGCCCCACGCAUCAUGCACCACAUGCCAGGACAGCCGCCCUAUAUGCCGCCUCCUGGCAUGAUUCCACCACCAGGCCUCGCGCCAGGACAGAUCCCACCAGGAGCCAUGCCCCCGCAGCAGCUCAUGCCAGGGCAGAUGCCACCUGCCCAGCCUCUUUCUGAGAACCCACCCAAUCAUAUUCUGUUCCUCACCAACUUGCCGGAGGAGACCAACGAACUGAUGCUGUCCAUGCUCUUCAACCAGUUCCCUGGCUUUAAAGAGGUCCGCCUGGUCCCGGGGCGGCACGACAUCGCCUUCGUGGAGUUUGACAAUGAGGUUCAGGCCGGGGCAGCUCGCGACGCCCUGCAAGGCUUUAAGAUCACCCAGAACAACGCCAUGAAGAUCUCCUUUGCCAAGAAGUAGCACCCUUCCCCUGCCCCGGACUGCCCCCAACCCCGUCCUGGGGCCACCUCUGUCCCCCUUGGCUCAGUCCCUGAAGGUAAGUCCCCCUUGGGGGCCUUCUCAGAGCCGUGUGUGAGUGCGUGGUCGCCACACAGCAUUGUACCCAGAGUCUGUCCCCAGACAUUGCACCUGGCGCUGUUAGGCUGGAAUUAAAGUGUUGUUUUUUUUUUGUUUUUGUUUUUGUUUUUUGAGGUUUGUUUUUUUUC